AGUUAAUUCAACAUCAGCUGUUGUUUUUAUUCUUUCAUAACCUGCUUCCUCGAUAUUGAAUUUGAAAUUGCUUGCGAUUGAAACUAAUUGAAAUGAUGUCUUUAAAAACCGUAAUAUCUACGUCCGGAAAUGGGUGCCUACAAGCUAUACGUCAUUAUGGAAAACACAACAAGAAAUUCUUGUAUAAGGAUGGCCAAAGAUGUGGAAAUAUUAUUUACUAUCCCCGCACUCCUGACCACCAAGACCCACCCGUAGAACCAGCUAAACUAUUCCGAGUACAACGCAUUAAGCCUGUAAAGGGCAAUCCUUAUUGGGAAAAGAGGCUACUGAAAGAAUUGGGAUUAGAUGGAAAGCAAGGCGAUUUUACUGUCGUGAAAAAUAUUCCCGAAAACAAUGCUCGGCUUUGGAAGAUAAAGCAUUUGAUUCAAGUAACGCCAAUUACAUUUCCUCACGGUGAACCCACUGAAAACGAUAUUAAACAUACAUGGCUUAAAGAAAACGGCGAAUGUAUUGUGACAAAGGAAAUCGGUCCAGUGGAAGACAGAAUAAAAUCUUUGGAAUCUUUUGAAAAGGAUCCCAAACGCCUGGACACGGAUUUGCUUAAAAGAGACUCACGAAUGAAAUGGCAAAAUCCGUGGUAGAAAAAUUAAGAGGUUUAUUAAUAUCUCGACUUGUUAACAACGUUAUAAAAAUGAAACAUUAUAAAUAGAAAAGCAAUAAAAUUCACAUAAUAUGCUUAAAAAAAAAA
This is a messenger RNA of Stomoxys calcitrans (stable fly), 748 nucleotides long. It is a transcript of the gene mRpL30, whose product is annotated as large ribosomal subunit protein uL30m. Gene Ontology annotation, cellular component: large ribosomal subunit; mitochondrion. The record is from RefSeq and is a predicted model, not a curated record. Lineage: Eukaryota; Metazoa; Arthropoda; Insecta; Diptera; Muscidae. Gene Ontology annotation, biological process: translation. Bases 93 to 641 code for a protein of 182 amino acids. Gene Ontology annotation, molecular function: structural constituent of ribosome. The transcript has 2 exons.